AGGCGCAGUGUCCAAAAGACUAUCGCGGUGUUCGUGGCACCCACGCGGAUAAACAAUUAUACAAUUUUUUUUUCUUGUCCGCCUCGAAAAUUUGGUGAGUUUGUCAAUUGUUUUUUUGACCCCCCCCAAAAAAAGACCUUAUUAGAACAAAAAAAAAAAAAUAUAUAAUUAUAGAAAAAAAAAACGUGAGAGAAAAAGAUUUUCAAAAGCGUGAAUAUUCUCCGUGACAUUGAAUCAAGUGAGACUGAUAUUAAGAUUUAAUCUAACUGGGAAUUAACGUAUAGAAGAGAAAUAAAAAGCAAACGACAUCAUGGCGUUCGCAGGACUUAAAAAACAGAUCAACAAAGCAAAUCAGUACAUGACGGAGAAAAUGGGUGGCGCUGAGGGAACGAAACUUGACGUCGACUUUGUAGACAUGGAAAGGAAAACGGACGUUACGUGCGAAUUGGUUGAGGAUCUACAAAUGAAGACAAAAGAAUUUCUUCAACCAAAUCCCACAGCAAGAGCAAAAAUGGCCGCUGUUAAGGGAAUAGGAAAAUUAAGUGGUCAAGCAAAGGCCUCAACUUAUCCACAGCCGGAAGGAACACUCGGUGACUGUAUGUUGAUGUACGGAAAGAAAAUGGGCGAGGACAGUAUUUUCGCUCAAUCCCUGAUCGAAAUGGGAGAGGCCAUGAAGCAGAUGGCCGAUGUGAAAUAUUCCUUGGACGACAACAUACAGCAAAACUUUCUUGAGCCUUUGCACCAUCUGCAGACUAAAGACCUCAAAGAAGUUAUGCAUCAUCGAAAGAAACUUCAGGGAAGAAGGCUUGAUUUCGAUUGCAAAAGGCGACGGCAAGCGAAAGGUAACAAUCAUGGUUCUCACGUUUCAGACGACGAAAUUCGUAUGGCCGAGGAGAAGUUCGCCGAAAGUCUUCAUUUGGCUCAAAUGGGCAUGUUUAAUUUACUAGAAAAUGAUGUCGAACAAGUGGCACAAUUAGCAACAUUCAGCGAAGGCCUUCUUGAGUAUCAUCAACAGUGCGUCGAAGUUCUGAGGGUAUUAACCGAAACACUCUUGGAAAAGAAAGACGAGGCGGCGAACCGUCCGAAAAUGAAUUUCGUACCAAAAACGUUAGCCGACCUCCACGUGGACACAGUUUCUUCCGAAGGGAUCAAUGGUGGGAAUUUCUUACUUCACGGGGCAAGUCGAGCCGGGUCUCCGGUCUCUGGAGAAGAGAAGCGCUCACAACUCGAGCUUUUUCCAGCCGGAAACCCGCCGCAGUCUGCCAAUGCUUCUCCCUUGCCAUCGCCAAGUAAAUCUCCAGCUAGGACACCAAUGGCCAAACAGCCAUGUUGCACGGCGCUCUAUGAUUUUGAGCCGGAAAAUGCUGGAGAACUUGGAUUCAAGGAGAACGACACUAUCACUUUGAUCCAAAAAGUCGACGACAAUUGGUUCGAGGGCACUGUGAAUGGUCGCACGGGUUAUUUUCCUGUGUCUUAUGUACAGGUGGUGGUGCCUUUACCAUAAAAGAGCACUGGCUAUUUAGAAGCCAAAGAGUCUGCGUUCGUUCAUUCGCGUCUAUCACAAGAAAAAAAAAAGAAACUUAUACCUAUAUACAAAGCUCCUAAUCUAGACCUUAUUAAACACUUUGACUUAUGUUAUCUUUUAAAAAUGAAAGAAAAAAAAAGCUUCCUACGUUACGAUCCCGAGUUAAAUAUUCCACGAAUAACCUCUAUACGCAUGUUAAUGUACAUAAAUAUGUAAUAACGUUAUAAUCUUUUAUAGACGUAAGAUUACUAUAUUCACGCGCAGGCACAUUGACACAUUUACAAAGAAAAAAGAAACAAAAAGAAGGGUUUUAAUAUUUCAACAAAAAAAAAAAAAAUAUAAGUUUCACCCUUUUAAUCGUAAAUUAUUACAACGUAAUAUACAUGUAAAUCACGACGCAAAUUCGUUAUAAAUAGUGAAUUUUAAUUUGUUUUAUUUUCUAUUUUUUAUCAAUCGAGUGACUAUCAUCUGAUCAUGAAAAAAAAAAUGAAAUUGAUUCAGAAUCGUUCGAAUAUUAAUAAAUUAAUAAAUUUUUGAUUUUUUCUAAUAUUUUCCAUGUUUUUAAAGGUAAAGAAAUUCGUUAAUAAGUAUAGAAAAAUAUUGACGCAAUAUUGUUGAGAAAUUUAUACGGAUAAAUAUUCUUAAAUGUUACUGUGCAAUAUUUAGAAUGUUAUCGCGGAAAAUUUAUUGAAAGGCAAUAUUUAGCGGCGAUAAUUUUAUUCUAUUUGAAAAAUAAUAAAAAAAAUUUGAACGAUUUUGUAUCCUUAUGUAGAUUGCACAAAAAAAAUAAAUCUCCGUAGACGUAAGACCCCCUAAAAACUGACUGGACGAAGAUUUUAUUCACUAGAAAAUAUUGUAAUUUCGCUUUAAAAAAAAAAAAUGUUUGUACAUUUUCAAUUCGACAUUCAAAAAUCUCUUCGUCUAAUUUUUUUUUCUUAAUGAGUACAACAUUUUUUCUCUUUUUUUUUGUGCAAUUUUCCGAAUAUUGAAUAUUUCUGUAAAAUAUUCUGAGACUUGGACAGAAAUAUGAAAAUCAAUUGUUUUAUGUUGUGCUAAUUAGGAGAUAUUUUCGUUUAAUUUCCCCUACUCACGCACAUUGUUAUAGCAAUCAUUCGUCAUUUGUUAAAAAUACUGUUAUGAAUUGUUGCGUUACUCUGUCGAUAUUUGUAUUAUAUAGCAAUUUAUUCAUUCCUUCACAAGACUUUCCAUUUUUAGAUUGUAUUGUCAUUUUUUUUUUUUUUUUUUUUUUUUUUUUUUUUUUUUCAAUGAUUUUUAAAGACAUUUUAGAAGGAAUUAGAUUUAAUUUAUAAGAAAUCGAAUGGCGGCGAAUCUCUUCCACGAAGUCGGCGAAUUGCUGGCAUUCUAUGGACGGAAAAUUUUUUGUACAGAAUGGCCUAAAAAAAAAAUAAUUUUCUUGAUUUUUAAUUAAAUUGUACGCCGAAAAAUUCGUUUCUUUUUAGAAAUAAUUUUUCUAUAAAUUCUAUUUAGUAGAAU
This is a messenger RNA of Leptopilina heterotoma, 3019 nucleotides long. RefSeq names its product endophilin-A (gene EndoA). Bases 311 to 1504 code for a protein of 397 amino acids. Gene Ontology annotation, molecular function: protein binding. Lineage: Eukaryota; Metazoa; Arthropoda; Insecta; Hymenoptera; Figitidae. Gene Ontology annotation, cellular component: glutamatergic synapse; cytoplasm; presynapse. Gene Ontology annotation, biological process: synaptic vesicle uncoating. The transcript has 12 exons. The record is from RefSeq and is a predicted model, not a curated record.